Schizosaccharomyces cryophilus OY26 is the source of this 1658-nucleotide messenger RNA. RefSeq names its product mannosyltransferase complex subunit. The transcript has a single exon. Gene Ontology annotation, biological process: mannosyl-inositol phosphorylceramide biosynthetic process. Gene Ontology annotation, molecular function: mannosyltransferase activity. NCBI's taxonomy places the organism in Eukaryota, Fungi, Ascomycota, Schizosaccharomycetes, Schizosaccharomycetales, Schizosaccharomycetaceae. Bases 551 to 1516 code for a protein of 321 amino acids. The record is from RefSeq and is a predicted model, not a curated record.
GUUUUCUUAUGAUUUGUCUCGUUUACUCUUUAACUUUACCUUACAACCAUUAUCGUAAUUACAUACAUACUACUACCACCAAAGGAGGUAGGUAUAGAACAACGCCUUGCUACUGUUCGCCUCAGCGAAAACCCAAGUUCUCUAUAAACAGGAUUAGGAUUCCUCUUUCAAAGUUCUCAUUAAUUAUAUAUAUAUUUCUAAAAGAUAGCGAGGUUUUUAUUUUGAAACCGAGAAAACACCUAUUACUAUUUUGCUUCCUUUUGACCGUCCUUGGCAUUUUCCUUCUUAUCCCUCAAUUAUUUCCUGUUUCUAUUUGUUAGAGAAAAUUGCAUACUUUUCUUUGCUUAUUUUGUUGAAUUCAUGCUAUUUCCUUGAUUUCCAAUCCGCAUUUCCUCCCUCUCUUAAUCACUUCAUUUCGACUUCCUCUAUAGUUACAAAUAUUUUCUUUUUCUUUUCCAGAAAUCAUCAUAUUUAGUUCUUCAUUUUUUUGGUAUCGUCUCAUCCUCUUUCGUUUUCUCAUUUCCUUUUUUUCUUUUCAAAGUCACCGGCCAUGGUACGCCGAACUCGCAAGCUGUUUAUUGUGACAAUUUCUUUACUUACUUUUGUAUUUAUUUUUCUAAAGCUUUCUGCGUAUUGUCAAAAGUAUGUGUAUCUAUUACCUAAUGGAAAGGCCAGUACUUUGCAUUUAAAUUUACAAGAGAUGGAAGCUAGCUCAGGGUCUUCUACAUCUUCUCAAACGAAAUCGAAGAUACCUAAAAUUAUCCAUCAAAUUUGGAAAGACGAGAAUAUUCCUGAUAAGUGGUCUGUUUCUGUAAAUUCAUGCCGAACUCAACAUCCCGAAGAAGAUGGGUGGACAGUAAAACUAUGGACCGAUGAAAUGGCCCUAUCUUUUAUGGAAACAAAUUAUCAAUGGUUUAUGCCUAUCUAUCAUAGUUAUCCUUAUGACAUUCAACGAUUUGAUGCUGUUCGCUAUUUUAUUGUCUACCAUUACGGAGGCGUAUACAUGGAUUUGGAUGUAGGCUGUAAAAAGUCUAUGGAUCCUUUACUUGAUGAGGCCACCUUUCUGCUUCCUAUUACUGACCCAAUCGGUUACAGCAAUGACUGGUUUGCCGCUACUCCAAGACAUGCUUUUCUCUACAAAGUGAUUACUUCUCUGUCCAAGUUUAAUCACCGGUAUUUUACCAAAUACCCAACCGUUUUGCUGAGCACGGGUCCUUUGUUCUUUUCAUUUAUCUUUUGUCAGUAUUUGUCAGAGUCACACAGCAAAGUGCGAACGCUCCCCCCGGCUCUGUAUGGAAAUGGGCCCGUUUCCUUUUUCUCCCACGUUCACGGUAGUAGCUGGCAUGGGUCCGACGCAAGUGCAUAUUUUUGGAUGCAAAGCCAUAUAUUAUAUGUUUUCAUAAGUAUUUUUGUAUGUAUAUUGCUGCUGCUUUUUCUAUCUGUCAAAUUCUUUGCUGCUCAAAGAAGGAACAGAUCCAACCACCGACGAGAAAUGCAACAAGAACUUUACCCUUAGUUAUUUGACUACUCUGAACAGCAUAUUUUACAGAUAAUGAUAAAAAAGGACAUGUUGAUUAUCGAUAUAAAUAACGGAGACAGAGUAUAAUAUGAUGUAUAAGAUAAAAUGUUCACAAGUACUAAUUCUAAACCAUUUGCAC